AUGCCCCCACAGGCGGCCGCCCGCUCGUCCAAGGAGGAGGCGGCGGCGGCGAGGAAGGAGGCGGAGGCGCGGCUGGGCGCCGGCGCCGCAGCCGCGCUGCUGGAGGAGCAGGCCGCAGUCGACAGCGAGCUGCAGCUGAGGGCGGUGCAGCGCGAGGCGGAGGCGGCGGUGGAGGCGGCCGCGGCGCGCGCCGCCGCCUCCGCGGCCGAGGCGGAGGCGGCGCGAGCGGAGGCGGCGGCGGCGACGGCGGCGGCCGCGUGCGGGCGGGACGAGGCGGUGGCGCUGAGGGCGCAGCUGGCGGCGGUGGGGGGCAGGCUGGCCGAGGCGUGCGCCGUCGCCGCCGACGCCAACGCGGCGCGGCACGCAGCCGAGGCGGCGCUGCGCGAGGCGAGGGCCGACGCUGCCGGCGCGGACAUCCUUAUAGCGAGCCUCGUCGACGCCGCCACGCACCCGUCUCACGGAAACACUCGGCGGGGCUUGUUCGCAGGCGCGGCGGCUGAGCACGGCGAGGCGGAGACGGCGGCCAAGGCGGCGGUCGCUCUGCUCGGCGACGAGACGCGGCGGCGGGGCGAGAGUUAGCCGAGAUACAGCCGAGAUUAGACGAGAUGCAGCCGAGACUUGCCGAGAGGCCGUGCGGGCCUUGGCCAGGACCUGUCCAUGACAUGUCCGAGCCAUGUCCACAGGCGAGGACGACGCGGCGGUGCGGGCGGCGGCGCGCGAGCUCGUGGCGCGGCACCAGGCGGCGGCCAGGGCGGCCGAGGCGGCGGCGAGCGCCGCGACGGCCGACUUGCGCGGCGCGGAGGCGGC
Molecule: messenger RNA, 807 nt
Organism: Emiliania huxleyi CCMP1516
Lineage: Eukaryota; Haptophyta; Isochrysidales; Noelaerhabdaceae
Exons: 7
Coding region: 1-579 (192 amino acids)
Source: RefSeq, a predicted model, not a curated record